This is a messenger RNA of Cordyceps militaris CM01, 1560 nucleotides long. RefSeq names its product cytochrome b2. The record is from RefSeq and is a predicted model, not a curated record. Gene Ontology annotation, molecular function: oxidoreductase activity. NCBI's taxonomy places the organism in Eukaryota, Fungi, Ascomycota, Sordariomycetes, Hypocreales, Cordycipitaceae. Bases 1 to 1560 code for a protein of 519 amino acids. The transcript has 5 exons.
AUGCCCAGGAACAUUUCAGUAGCCGAGGUCCGCAAGCAUAGCAGCGUAGAGAGCUGCUGGAUCGUCGUCGAUGGGCAGGUCUACGACAUGACCAGUUUUGCGCCCUCUCAUCCCGGCGGCGCCCAAAUCAUCUAUCGCCAUGGCGGGAAGGAUGCUUCCGACCAAUACAAUGCCGUCCACGCCCCGUCGCUCAUCUCCAAGACGUUGGACGCCAAGCACCAAGUCGGCACGCUCGACGCGCAGUCUGCGCCCGCGGACUGGAACCCAGCCGGCGCAGCAACUCCGGAGCCGUCCGCCGGCAAGCCGCCCCUGGCGCGCAUCAUCAACCUGCACGACUUCGAGGCCGCGGCGCGGCGCUCGCUCAGCACGCCGUCGUGGGCGUACAUCCACAGCGCGGCCAACGACUGCAUCACGCGCGACGCCAACGCCGCGAUGCUGCGCCGCAUCUGGCUGCGGCCGGCGGUGAUGCGCGACGUCGGCCGCGUGCGCACCCGCACCGCGCUCUUUGGCUGCGACCUCGCCAUCCCCGUGUACGUGUCGGCCGUGGGCACCGUGCGCGCCGCGGCACCCGACGGCGAACUGGCGCUGGCGCGCGGCGCCGCUGCCGCCGGCAUCGUCCACUGCAUCUCCACGGCCGCGUCGUACCCGCUCGACGAGAUCCUGCACGCCACCCCGGCGCGGGCGUGGUUCCAGCUGUACGUGAACAAGGACCGGCGCGCGACGGAGCGGCUGCUGCGCCUCGUGCAGGACUCGGGCAAGGUUGCGGCGGUCAUGGUCACCGUCGACCUGCCCGUCAUCUCCAAGCGGGAAGAGGACGAGCGCGCGCAGGCCGCCGACAGGCCUGCGGCGGACGGCAAGAGCGCGGGCAUGGCGGCGCAGACGGCCUCGUUUAUCGACCCCCGUCUGACGUGGAGCGAUAUCCCGUGGAUUAGGAAGGGCACGACGCUGCCGCUGCUCGUCAAGGGCAUCCAGCGGUGGGAGGAUGCGCAGAUGGCGAUGCGCUACGGCUGCGACGGCAUCGUGGUGAGCAACCACGGGGGCCGCGCGGCGGACACGGCGCAGCCGGCCAUCAUCACGCUGCUCGAGCUGCACAAGAACUGUCCCGAGGUGUUUGACAAGCUCGUCGUACUUGUCGAUGGGGGAUUCCGACGCGGUUCUGACGUUGUCAAGGCCGUGUGUCUCGGGGCGUCGGCCGUGGGGCUGGGCCGGUCCUUUAUGUACGCCGUCCAUUACGGGGAGGAGGGUGUUGUGCAUGCGGCCAACGUGCUGCGGGAGGAGAUUGAGGUGGCCAUGAGGCUCUGCGGGAUGAGCGACUUGAUGGCGGAUGCCAGUCCGCGGUAUCUGAAUACCAAGCUGGUCGAUGGGCUGGUGGCGGAUCGGGAGCAUGCGUACUUGAGGGAGCCGAAGAAGCGAAUAUCCAAGAUACCCGUAAAUGAGGCCACACUAAUUCUUCAAGUACAGAGUACAAUGACUAGUUAUCAGUACGAGGCCCAUCCCAUUGAUGCGUUGGCAAUGGUUCUAGUUGGUCCACAGUUGAUCAAGCCAGACCCCACGCCUUGA